CACCGCUACCGCCGCCACCGCCGCCACCGCCACCGCCGCACGAAUGGGCCUCUGGCCGUGCCUGCCGGUCCUGCUGGUGGUCUGGACGUGUGCCUUGAGCGCCUCUUCACACCCGUCCGUGCCCGGCCGACUUCAGUCCGCGGCCACCGCCGCCCUCGCCGCCGGACAUGACCACGCGCGUCUGCGCCGCUCCCGGUCGUCUCAAUCAGGCGUCGGCCGGGACCGUGUCGUGAGGCCCAUCACUGUGCCCCCGCCGUUCGACACGGUCAACAAGUUCGACAGCGUGAUGAUCCACUGCGCCUUCUCCGGCUCGCCGGCGCCCUCCGUCGACUGGCUGAAGGACGGCCACCUGCUCAGAAAGGCGGGCCUGGCCGAAAAUCUGGAGGAGCAGACCAACAGCCUGGACGCGCUGCUCAGCGAGCCGAGCGAGACCCGCGCGGCCACCCACGCCCGCCUAUACCUGGACUGCAUGACCCCGCGGGAGCAGGGCAUCUACACGUGCCAGGGACAGACGGCGUUCAGCGUGGACAGCGCGUCCACCGAGCUGCUCGUGGACGACCCGGCGAGCGUGGAGGGCAUGGCCCUUUGCGAACGCGUCAAGGACAUGCGCGUGGCGCCGGCCCGGAUCGUGCAGUGGAGAUCGCAAAUGCUGGCAAUGAUGGGGAAGCGGGCCCGGCUGGUGUGCGAGACGACUGGCUUCCCGGCACCCCAGGUCACCUGGCACAAGGACGACCGGCUCGUCACCUACGAUGACCCCAGGCUGACGCUCAUGCCGAACGGUGACCUUAUCUUCGAUACCCUGAAGUGGUCUGACAUGGGCCUGUACCGGUGUACCGCUACCAACGAAUUCGCCACGGACACGGUGACCAGCUUCCUUUAUCCGUUCAAGCCUUCGAACUGAGCGGACCGCGUGCGAACGGGACGCGGACGACCACCAGCUACUGCCAUCUGUUGACAGUAACACGAAGACUGGCUUCCAUGCCGGACGUCGGGCGCGAAACGUUGGUGGUGGUUGGUGGGAACUGUAACGGCAUAAUUUAGUGAACUUGUUAUCUGAUGUGACCGUCAUGAAAUUAUGUACGGAAUUGAAAACACCGCGCGAACCCUGUACGACGCCAGUUGGUGGUUAAGUACUGAAUACCUGUUUUUGAAAUGCCUACUUCGGGUCGAAGUAGCCCUACGUGAUGGUUCUCUCACCUAAGCUUAAGUUUUGUUACACUUUGUAUUUUACAUUAUUUUGAAAUGAACAACUUACGUAGCUGUUUCAAACCCCUAGCUAGUUUUGACGCAGCUUUCUGAUGAUGAUUUUUUUAUAGAUAUGAGUGUAUGUGUAUCAUUCAUAAUUUCACAUCUGUUCAUCUAUCGUAUAGUAUUUAUUGCGUGGUCUUUUAGAGGUGAGCUGUGUGAGCUGUGUCUUGGAGAGCCCGUUUCGUCUUUAUCCUGUCCUAACCUGCAUGGAGGCAAAGUCUGUGAUAAAAUGAUUUGGUUCACGCUACCCGCAUAUGCAUUCAUCCCGCACCGGCUAACGGAAAGGCGCGCACUUCGUGUCAAGCCAUCCAAGGCUGUGUGUUGAAACAGUGCAUACCUUCCCUUCUAGCGGUACACCAGCAUCCGAAUGCCUGCAUUUUAAGGCACGUUAUCACGACACGGUAUACCCGUCAUGCGGCCGUCAGUCGAGAACUAAAUUACCAUGCGGUGCACCUCAGCUGUCCCGACAGUUUACAUUCCGUACAUGACAGAGGGCCCACAGCCUCUGAGUGUGCAUUUUCCAAGCAUCUUUGAGAGGGCUCUGUCGUUCUGUUGUGUCGCAUGGUACGUGGCAUCUGCUGGACCAGAGUUAUUUUGAUAUUCCAACCGCGCUGAAUACCACGUCGUGCAGGAUUAAAAUACAUGUCAGAGGAGUUCCAUAAUAAAUAUGA
Molecule: messenger RNA, 1919 nt
Organism: Pollicipes pollicipes
Lineage: Eukaryota; Metazoa; Arthropoda; Thecostraca; Pollicipedomorpha; Pollicipedidae
Product: zwei Ig domain protein zig-2
Exons: 10
Coding region: 44-901 (285 amino acids)
Biological process (GO): axon guidance; homophilic cell-cell adhesion; dendrite self-avoidance
Cellular component (GO): axon; plasma membrane
Molecular function (GO): cell-cell adhesion mediator activity
Source: RefSeq, a predicted model, not a curated record